Andrographis paniculata is the source of this 759-nucleotide messenger RNA. Its product is annotated as probable cytokinin riboside 5'-monophosphate phosphoribohydrolase LOG6. The transcript has 7 exons. Lineage: Eukaryota; Viridiplantae; Streptophyta; Magnoliopsida; Lamiales; Acanthaceae. The coding region runs from base 1 to 759 and encodes 252 amino acids. Gene Ontology annotation, cellular component: nucleus; cytosol. The record is from RefSeq and is a predicted model, not a curated record. Gene Ontology annotation, biological process: cytokinin biosynthetic process. Gene Ontology annotation, molecular function: hydrolase activity, hydrolyzing N-glycosyl compounds.
AUGGAAAUUUCUAACAAAUUCAAAAGGGUUUGCGUUUUCUGUGGAAGUAGCGCUGGGAAGAAGGACUGCUACACCCAAGCAGCAAUCGACCUAGGCCGCCACUUGGCUGCCAAAAAGUUGGAUCUUGUGUAUGGUGGUGGAAGCAUUGGACUCAUGGGCUUGGUGGCGCAGUCUGUGCGCGAUGCCGGCGGAAAUGUUCUUGGGAUCAUACCGAAACCAUUGCUGGGCAAGGAGAAAACGGGGGAGACAAUUGGGGAGCUGAGGAUCGUGGGCGAUAUGCACCAGAGGAAGGCUGAAAUGUCUCGUAACAGUGAUUGCUAUAUAGCUUUACCAGGUGGGUACGGAACUCUGGAGGAGCUGUUGGAGGUGAUCACAUGGGCUCAGCUCGGAAUUCAUACAAAGCCGGUGGGAUUACUGAAUGUGGGAGGGUUCUUCGACGGGCUGUUGAGGUUCGUGGAGGGAGCAGUGGAGGAAGGCUUCAUAACCCCAAUCGAGCGUCACAUCUUCGUCUCCGCUCCAAAUGCCGCCGACCUCCUUCUCAAACUCCACGAAUAUGCACCUGUGGUGGCUUCAAAGUUAAAAUGGGAUGAUGCUGCAGCUGAAGUACUAGUAGUACCAAUUGAGCAUAUUCCGGCAGCACCACCAAUUGAGCAUAUUCCGGCAGCACCACCAAUUGAGCAUAUUCCGGCAGCACCACCAACAUCAAGUAAUCCUCAAGACGACGACAGUGAUGCUUCUGCCAACCCAAACAAUUCAUAA